Molecule: messenger RNA, 1416 nt
Organism: Cynocephalus volans (Philippine flying lemur)
Lineage: Eukaryota; Metazoa; Chordata; Mammalia; Dermoptera; Cynocephalidae
Gene: CD55
Product: CD55 molecule (Cromer blood group)
Exons: 9
Coding region: 251-1300 (349 amino acids)
Biological process (GO): negative regulation of complement activation, classical pathway; T cell mediated immunity
Cellular component (GO): plasma membrane
Source: RefSeq, a predicted model, not a curated record
CCCUUCCUCCCGCCCUGAAACCCUCUUCCGGAGUCGGGGUCCCCGGGAGCGGGUGACACCAGGGUCCCCGCCUGGCCACGCCCUGCACCCGGUCGCAACAAACGCCUUGCACGGCCAGCUUCCCUGCCCCGCCCUCUGGCCCCACCCCAGGCGCUCAUUUAUCUCGGUUCGCGGAACUACCCGCUUCACUGCCACCUACCGCGCCUUCUCCGUCCUGCUGCGACACGGGCCCGUCCCUACCCCGCGCGCCAUGAGUCUCGCGCGACCGAGCGCCCUCGCCGUGCUGCGCCUCCUCGGGGGACUGUCGCCGCCGCUGCUGCUGCUGCUGCUGCUGCUGCGUCCGCCGGCUGUGCGGGGUGACUGCGGUCUUCCCGCAGCUGUCCCUAAUGCCCAGCCAGAUCUGAGAAACCUUACAAGUUUUCCAGACGGAAGUGAGGUAACAUACAGAUGUGAUGAAAGCUUUGUAAAAAUUCCUGGCAAGCCAGACUCAGUGGUCUGUGCUGACAGCGAAUGGUCAGACAUUGAAGAAUUCUGUAAUCGAAGCUGUGAUGUUCCACCCAGAUUACUUUUUGCAUCCCUCAAAAAGACUUACAGCAAUCAGAAUUAUUUCCCAGUCGGUUCCACCGUGGAAUAUGAGUGCCGUUUGGGCUACAGAAGGGACCCUACUCAAUUGGGAAAAAUAACUUGCCUUAAGAGUUUAGAAUGGUCCGAACCAGCUGAAUUUUGUGAAAAAAAAUCAUGUCCUAAUCUUGGAGAUUUAGUAAAUGGUCAUAUCAAUAUAACAACUGACAUAUUGUUUGGUUCAACCAUCUACUUCUCAUGUGACAUAGGGUACUUAUUAGUUGGUUCAUCUUCCAGUUACUGUCAAAUUACAGGGGAUACUGUAGGCUGGAGUGAUCGAUUUCCACUGUGUGUAGCAAUUCAGUGUCCAGAUCCACCAAGAAUUGCCAAUGGAAUAAUUCUACGGGAAAGUGACACCUAUGUAUAUAAUCAGUUUGUAACGUAUAAAUGUUCUCAAGGCUUCACCCUGGUCGGAGAGCCCAAUGUUUAUUGUACAGUAAAAGAUGGUGGAGGGGAAUGGACCAGCGCACCUCAGUGCAAAGGAGAAUCUGCACAUCCCAAAGUUCCACCAACAGUUCAGAAACCCACCACAGUAAAUGUGCCAACUACAGAAACUCCAUCAACUACUCAGAAGUCCACCAAAGCAAUGACUUCAGGUACUACCAAGAUUACCAAGAUUAUAUAUGGACACACGUGUAUAACGUUGACAAUUUUGCUUGUGAUUUUGCAAUUUUGCUAGCUGAUUUAGCCAAAGAAGAGUUAAGAAGAAGGUGGUGCACACAAGUACACAGAAUCUUUCUAAUUUCUUAGAAUUUUCUGUAGAAGUGGGUACAAUAAAUACAAUAGUGCUCUUAA